Sphaerodactylus townsendi is the source of this 3919-nucleotide messenger RNA. RefSeq names its product TBC1 domain family member 22B (gene TBC1D22B). The transcript is spliced from 13 exons. Lineage: Eukaryota; Metazoa; Chordata; Lepidosauria; Squamata; Sphaerodactylidae. The record is from RefSeq and is a predicted model, not a curated record. Gene Ontology annotation, molecular function: GTPase activator activity. The coding region runs from base 675 to 2030 and encodes 451 amino acids. Gene Ontology annotation, biological process: activation of GTPase activity.
GUCCCUGGUUAUGUGUUUAUCAUGGCUUCAUAAUAUUAACCUACCACUGUGAUAAAAGUGAUUGUUAAGUGGCACAGCAGUGUAUGUAAAUGGCCAUUACUGUAACUAGAAUAAAAUAGGGUGCUGGGAAAUAUAUCCUAUCACAGAGUUGAAAGCUCAGAUUUUAAAAUGCAAAUAAGGCCAGCACUUUGAACUUGUUUUUUGUAAAAUUACAAUAUAAAUCUGUUUAAAAAGUAAAACACGUGUUCACAAGAAUCUGAAGGCAAAGGGAAAGAAGGACGAGAAAUGUGGAGAGAAAGUGACUUGGUGAAGUCAUGUGAUAGGACAGUGGCAGAGGUUAGACUAUGUAUUUCAGACUGUAUUCAGCAUUAAUUGAGAAACAGCUCUUCAAUCCUACAAGCAAGUUAUAAAAAUUCAUAAGAGUAGGCUUGUCAUGGGAUGAGCAAAAGAGUUUCCAAUAACAGCAAAAGUGGUCUUAAAGUUUUCCCCUGCAAAAUGUACUUCUGGAUAAACAAGUACUUUGGGGGCUCCAUUGGAUCCCAGUAGAAGACAACAAGACAAGAUAAUCACCAUUUCUUUGCAUUCAGCCUGUUUAUGGUGCUCAACACCCUCCGCUGGAUCCCCGGCUCACCAAAAACUUCAUUAAAGAACGUUCCAAGGUCAAUGCACUGCCCAUGAAGAAUAAGAAGGCCAGCAGUUUUCAUGAGUUUGCCCGUGACACCAGUGAUGCCUGGGACAUUGGGGAUGAUGAAGAUGAGGACUUCUCAUCUUUCCAGACCUUGAACUCUAAAGUGGCCAAGGCCACAGCAGCACAGGUGCUGGAGAACCACAGCAGGCUGCGUGUGAAAUCUGAGCGACCCCAGGCAGCUUUGAAUGAAGUACCAAACAACUGCAAAGUUAUCAAGUCUAAUAGUGAGGCCCAGCUGUCCAGACCUGAAGAUGACUGCAUGUGCAACUCACUCCACAAACAAUCCCUCCCACUCCGACCCAUCAUUCCACUUGUUGCUCGCAUUUCUGACCAAAAUGCUUCAGGAGCUCCUCCCAUGACAGUGCGUGAGAAAACCCGCUUGGAGAAAUUCCGGCAGCUUCUAUCCAGCCACAACACUGACCUAGAUGAACUAAGGAAAUGCAGCUGGCCUGGCGUCCCUAGAGAGGUUCGGCCUGUGACAUGGCGCCUUUUAUCCGGUUACCUCCCUGCCAACAUGGAGCGGAGGAAACUGACCUUGCAGCGCAAACGAGAGGAGUACUUUGGCUUCAUAGAGCAGUAUUAUGACUCUAGAAAUGAGGAACACCAUCAAGAUACAUACCGGCAGAUUCAUAUAGACAUUCCACGGACUAAUCCCCUCAUCCCUCUAUUUCAGCAGCCGCUAGUUCAGGAGAUCUUUGAACGAAUCCUGUUUAUUUGGGCCAUUCGACACCCAGCCAGUGGCUACGUGCAGGGGAUUAAUGACCUGGUCACUCCAUUCUUUGUCGUGUUCCUCUCUGAAUAUGUUGAAGAAGAUGUGGAAAAUUUUGAUGUUACAAACCUGUCUCAGGAUGUGCUGCGGAGCAUUGAAGCUGAUAGCUUUUGGUGUAUGAGCAAAUUGCUGGAUGGAAUACAGGAUAACUACACAUUUGCACAGCCAGGGAUCCAAAAGAAAGUCAAAGCACUGGAGGAACUCGUCAGCCGAAUUGAUGAGCAGGUACACAAUCACUUUAGGAAGUAUGAAGUGGAAUACCUGCAGUUUGCCUUUCGCUGGAUGAACAAUUUACUGAUGAGGGAGCUUCCUCUUCGCUGCACCAUUCGCCUUUGGGACACUUAUCAGUCUGAGCCAGAGGGAUUUUCUCAUUUCCAUUUAUACGUCUGUGCUGCUUUCUUGAUUAAGUGGCGGAAAGAGAUCUUGGAUGAAGAGGACUUCCAGGGUCUUCUAAUGUUGCUGCAAAACUUACCCACAAUACACUGGGGCAAUGAAGAGAUUGGACUCCUCCUUGCUGAAGCCUACAGACUCAAGUACAUGUUUGCAGAUGCACCCAAUCACUACCGCCGAUAGAUGCCAUUGACCUGCCUCUACAUCCCGUUGCGCUGGCCCAAUCCUGAUCACUGUGGCAUUUCAUCCCCCAUGUCCUCAAGACACUCCAAACAGGAUCCACUCCUUGCUGUAAAAAGCUCACAUCAGACUCCUGUCUUAACUUUUGUGUGUGCCCGUUUGCCACUGCAAGUGUGGAUGUGCCACUCAAAGAACCAUUUGUGUCCCAUACUGUGAGGAUGGCCUGAGCUUGGCCGGGGGCUAUAAGCAUGAACUGAGCCUCUGAAUGCCCAGCCUGGGCCAUCUAAGCCCGGCAGCCUCUUGUUAACCUGUCUAAGCACAGACACAUUUGCAUAUUCCCAGCUGGGUCUGUAUUUUCUUUUCCUCCAGAUGCUGUUCAAUCAAACUCCCUAAUGAAGAUGCCUUAUAAAAAAAGUCCUGCCUGGGGGAUGGCAGCACCAUUGGACACAAGAAGCUCUCAGGGCUUAGCUUCGCUCCGUGUGUCUGAAGUGCAACAUUUCAAUGGUUAACAAGAGACAUCCUUUCUUCUCUCUCACACACAGACAAUCGUGCGCCAUGUCUGUUUGCAUAGGGUGGUGCACACAUGUUGAUGGAAGACUGUCUGUCUUGUUCGCACACAGUUCAGAAUUACAUAAAUGAACAAGACUGGACUCCACCUGUGACUGAUUGAUUGCUUGACUGACUGACUGUCCUGUGUGCAUUGAACUGGAGGGCAGAGGGAGCUGUGCUUCUAAGAAUCUCCUUUCCUUGACAAUGACACUCCUCCUCCAGUGCAUUAUGUGUAUAUUGUGUUCUUGUGUAUAUGGGUAAAAGAUGUACAUUAUAAGUCUUCUGUUUGUAGCAGAUAUGGUUUUAUAUUUAUAAUGUGUGUUACAAGCGUGUAAAGGCUGCCUAGGUUACAAAUGACAGCGGGCCUCCUGCCUUCCCUGGCUGUUGGGGUGCUGGAGCUGUCAGCACAUCUGCACUAGCACAUUUUUCAGAUCCAAGUGUUUCGUUUACUAUUAUGAAAAUGUGACUCCAAAGCAAACAUGACAGCAUAUGACCUCCAGUGCUAAGGAGGUAGGGGGUUUAAGAAGCUUGCUGCUGGAACAGACGUUUUGGACUCACUGAGAAGUGACCUGAAGAGUGCCUGCCCUCUUCAUCCACACUGGAGCAUGCCCUUUGGAAAACACGCAGUACUCUGUCGUCUUCAAGCAUUGCAGUGGUGGCUUGGACCAUUAAUGUACAUUGCUGUAUCAGUCUCCUUAGAAAAGUAAUGAGUCCCAAUCUGCAACUGCUGGCUCUUCUCUCCCCCCAAUUGAAUGCCCCCCUUCCCCGGCCCUCUCUUCAGGCGGUUGAAAAUAUGGAUUGACUUGGUUCAAGCCUCUGAAUUAACCUGGGGGAAAGAAGAGGAGGUGGCUUCCAUCGCCUGCUGUAGCCCCUCUUCCCCUCUCUCCACAAUUGUCUCAAUAUGAAUUUUGGCAAAGGACAAUGUUUUUAAUUAAAUGUCUUACUGUAGUUAGCAGGUGUAGUCUCAGUAGUGCCAAGCCUUGACCUCACAGGGCAGAGUUAUUUCUAACAACUGAAGUUCCUCAGCUUGUUCUGGGCUGACCUCUGCUCAUCUCAUCAGGCUUCACUCUGCACCCAACUUGUUUUGUUUCUCCUCUUGGGACCACAGAAGAAAAGCAGUUGAGUGGCUUUCCCUUCAGCAGUGGCACCCAGGGAGAUUGGAUGCACCAGGAGGUGGGAGCCUUGUCACCACGCAGUGUCUCAAGUUGCUUUCCUAACCUGGAGUUGUUUUCUCAGGCCUUCUGACUUGAUUUUCUUUUGUGUGUGUGCCUUCUGUUGUUUCCUCUGAGACAGCUACCUGGUGGUCCUUAGUUUAACAUGACUAAUUAAAAGAGAAAACUGAA